AUGUCAAGCCAUGGAUCCUUACAGGAUUCUCCACUCUAUCAACCAGCCAUCACCACCGCCAACCAGCUCGUCCUUGACUACAUCGAGGCAACCUUCAAUGCCAUUUUACAAGAAAUCAGACAGUCGUCGGGCCAUGGCAAGCCGGUCAUCGUGCUGAAACGAAUUGUGGCAAUGAAACCUUACUUUGCUGAAGACGAUCCAACGCAUUUGAAUUGGCACAUCGAGUCUCGAGAAGUCAAAUAUCACUUUCCGGGCCAGAACAAGGCCGAAGCGUGGAGGUUCGCAUGUGUUGGGCGCAUAUUGCGUGAGAUAUAUGUUGCAAUUAGGCAAGGUGUCACCAUUACAAAGAGAGACAUCUACUACCACGAUGUUGGUCUUUUCAAGAACCAGGAAACAGUGGAUCGAUAUGUCGAUGACAUCGCCCACACUUGCCAGGUGACGAGACGAGACCUAAACGUCGUCGCAAGCCCGAAGGGCCUCGUUGCAGGACUCUGUGACCCUCGCCCCAGCGAGCAUGCGCCAGUCAUCCAGACCAUCUGUGUAAACACUCCGUUGACCGCCAUAGGACAUGUCAACUGGAUCCUUGUCAUAGAGAAAGAAGCGACAUUCAAUGCCCUGGUCGAGAGGGAAUUCCAUCGGAACCCAAUCAUCGGCCCAGGCCUUCUUGUUACCGCCAAAGGAUACCCUGACAUAGCCACUCGAUAUUUCGUACGCCAGCUUCUCGAUCACUCUCCGUCCUCUACCCCAGUAUUUGGCUUGUUCGAUUGGGAUCCAGACGGCGUCGGGAUUUUGAAGUGUUACCUGUACGGAUCGAAGAACUUGGCGCAAGAGCACGGUUGCAAUAUCCCAGAGCUAAGAUGGGUAGGCCUUAAGGCAGAAGAUGUUGUUUCGAGUCGAGAUACUGGCAGCUCAUUUAUGCGGUUGUCGAAACGUGACCGAAUGACAGCCAUCGGAUUGCUGGCGAGCCAGGAGUGGUAUGAUCAAGCAGGCACAGCUCUACCAGGUCUGCAAGAGGCGGUCACUGAAGUCCAGCGGAUGCUUAUGUUGAACCAAAAGGCCGAGAUUCAAAGCUUGGAUGAGGGGCGAGGUGGCCUUGAGGACUGGUUGACAGGAAGGUUGAUGCAACAGCUCUGUUGUAGGACAUGA
Messenger RNA from Fonsecaea erecta, 1146 nucleotides. RefSeq lists its product as hypothetical. Gene Ontology annotation, cellular component: nuclear chromosome. The record is from RefSeq and is a predicted model, not a curated record. The transcript is spliced from 6 exons. NCBI's taxonomy places the organism in Eukaryota, Fungi, Ascomycota, Eurotiomycetes, Chaetothyriales, Herpotrichiellaceae. Gene Ontology annotation, biological process: reciprocal meiotic recombination; meiotic DNA double-strand break processing; meiotic DNA double-strand break formation. Bases 1 to 1146 code for a protein of 381 amino acids. Gene Ontology annotation, molecular function: ATP binding; DNA binding; DNA topoisomerase type II (double strand cut, ATP-hydrolyzing) activity.